AUGAAACCAGGAAGUUUCAAACUUUCUGAUGUGAAUAGGAUUGAUCCUUCUGAGAGAAGCCAUGGAGAAGAGAUGCACAUAAUAUCGUCCUUCAACGGACUUAUUUGUUGCAUAAAUCGGAUUUAUGAUAAAGACGUAGAAAGCGAGUUAUGUGAUCUUCAAAUAUGGAUUUGUAAUCCGUUUACGGGGGAAACUCUCCUUCUUCCCCAAGGGAGACGCUCGUAUCAGUUUGUGCCAAGUGUCGGAGUAGCUUAUUACUCCAACACCAGUGAUUACUUAGUUUUCCGCAUAUUCUGUGUUGGAAAGAAAAGUCCCGAAGAAAGGGUGUUUGAUGGAUAUGAUUAUCCAGAUGGUCAUAUGGUUAGAAAAUAUCAGUAUGCUCUCGCAUAUGAAUGCGAGGUGUAUUCUUCAAACACAGGUUCUUGGAGAAACAUCGGCCCUGUGCCUUGUCUUCCGAUGAAUUCUUAUUAUAGUCCAUUCAGAUCUGCCCAUGUUUUUGUCGGAGGUAAGGUUUACUGGCUAUCUUCCUUAGUUGGUCGUGGUAAGAUUCUAUCUGUAGAUUUGAGAGGGAAAUUCAAGGUGAUUAAGUUGCCUCAUUACUCUGAUGGCCUAAAAGAGGAAGAUAGCAUAACCGAGGGUAGCUAUCUCAUCAAUCUGAGAGGAGCUCUCUCAAUGGUUGUUCUACAUCCGGGCUACAUGGAUACAUGGGUAUGGAAGGAAGGCGACAAGAAAUCUAGUACUUGGGUAUGUGAAUACGUAGAUAAGAAUCCAAACGAUGACGACCUUGAGUUGGUUUUAGCCAUGACGUCAUCAGGAAAACAGAUCAUGUGCAUGACUAACGAACGUUGGUGUUAUUUUGAUGUGGAGACUGGAACAUGGACCAAGAAAAGGGUGAAUUCUGCUGAAUUUGAGAGUCCUGUUGUGUUCCCUUUUACUGAAAGCGUUCUUCCGUGCAAUGGCGGUUUGAUGGUGUAG
This is a messenger RNA of Arabis nemorensis, 975 nucleotides long. Lineage: Eukaryota; Viridiplantae; Streptophyta; Magnoliopsida; Brassicales; Brassicaceae. The record is from the annotation of a GenBank genome assembly.